AGAAAAGCGGCUACACAUGCGUAUACUGUGGAGUCUGAGGUAUAUGAAACUGCUUGUUGUAGUGUGAAUAUUAACACCUUAUUUGUGUUUAUCCGAUAAAAUACAUUGAAGGAAACACUUAUUUUUAAAGCAGAUACAGCCAUGGACCUUAGCGAGCAGAUCACAGGACUUGAGAGUGACUUGAAAGAAGUGAUGCAGCUCCUGGAGAUGUGUGAAAGGAAGCGUGUGCAGGAUAUCCUCUCACAGGAGCAGAAAAGGAUCGAGAAAGAACUGGCUCAGAAACAGCAACAGAGGGAACAGCAAACAAAAAGAGACUAUGGAGACAAAGCAGACACAACAGUCAAGGGAUACACAGUCAAAAUAAACAAUUAUGGUUGGGACCAAUCAGAAAAAUUUGUAAAAGUCUACAUCACAUUAAAAGGAGUGCAUAAAAUCCCUGCUGACAAUGUUCAAGUCAGCUUUGCGGACAGGUCUUUCAGUGUGCUUGUUAAAGAUUUGGAGGGAAAAAACUAUCAAAUGACAGUCAACAACCUCUUGUGCCCCAUUGUAGUUGAGGAGAGCAGUAGAAAGGUGAAAACAGACAUGGUACUCGUCAUGUGCAAAAAGAAGACAACAAAGAAAUGGGAGUGUUUUACGCAGGUGGAGAAACAGUCUAAGGAGAAAGACAAACCCAGCUAUGAUGAGAAUGCAGAUCCUGGAGAGGGGCUGAUGAAUAUGCUGAAGAAGAUCUACUCAGAGGGUGAUGACGAAAUGAAGCGCACUAUCAACAAGGCAUGGGCAGAGUCACAGGAGAAGAAAGCCAGAGGAGAUGAAUUUGACUUCUGAGUCUGUCUCCUGGCUACGACUGAACUACAGUUUCUCACCUACAUGCCAUUCCUGUAUAAUUGCCUUUUAUUUAACACUUUCUUUUUUGACAGUCACUAUGGCUGAAAAUUCUUAUUAGGACACAAGUCUAUAAAUUUGUUUGACUUUUCUGCAGUUGUUAUUUCCCCAAGAGUGUCAGAAAAACUGUUUAAAAACACCUGUUCCUAAAACCUAAAAUGCUACACACUUGAUUUGGUUUUCAAGACUGCAUACUGAUAAUGGAAAAUAAAUUGUCGAUAAAGAAAA
Messenger RNA from Pangasianodon hypophthalmus (striped catfish), 1110 nucleotides. RefSeq names its product calcyclin binding protein (gene cacybp). The transcript is spliced from 6 exons. The record is from RefSeq and is a predicted model, not a curated record. Gene Ontology annotation, molecular function: S100 protein binding; ubiquitin protein ligase binding; tubulin binding. The coding region runs from base 142 to 825 and encodes 227 amino acids. Gene Ontology annotation, cellular component: nucleus. Gene Ontology annotation, biological process: heart development. NCBI's taxonomy places the organism in Eukaryota, Metazoa, Chordata, Actinopteri, Siluriformes, Pangasiidae.